This is a messenger RNA of Heterotrigona itama, 668 nucleotides long. Lineage: Eukaryota; Metazoa; Arthropoda; Insecta; Hymenoptera; Apidae. The record is from the annotation of a GenBank genome assembly.
ACCGAUGGUUUCAGCUUCGACGUCCGUGGUCGUCGCCAGUUCAACAACGCUCUCCUCUGGUCGUCGCCGAAGGCACUGGGACCAAGAGCUUUUUUUAUCGCAGCGUCGAAUCCUGCCCACCUCAGCAUCGAUCGGCUAGAGACUAAGGACGAAGGGAUCUAUCGGUGUCGAGUGGACUUCAAGAAUUCGCCGACGAGGAAGCAGAAAAUGAAUCUGACUCCGGUGAUACUGGACGGGACGACGAGGGACAUCUCGAAGUUAGAGGAACCGUACAACGAGGGGAGUGACGUGAACCUGAUUUGCGAGGUACGAGGUGGCAGGCCGCCCCCGAAGCUGACGUGGUACCUCGACAACGCCGUGAUAGACGAGUCCUAUCACUACAGCGCCGAGUCUGGCCUCACGGUUAACCGCUUGUCCUAUCCUAAAGUUGGGAGGCAACACUUCAAGGCUCGUCUAAUCUGCGAGGCCAGCAACACUAACCUCGUGCCGCCGCAGACCAGGCUGGUGAUCCUCGACGUGAAUCACACUCGAAGAGGAGCAAAGAUAAAUCAGAGGAAUUACGAGCGAAGCAACUUGAAAUAUUCCCGCAGCUUCAUUGUAUUCUCAACGGCAAAUUAAUCGCGAUGAAUAAUGUGACUAAUAUUACUAAUGAAUACAAUUGGUUAUUG